This is a messenger RNA of Funneliformis geosporum, 1023 nucleotides long. Lineage: Eukaryota; Fungi; Glomeromycota; Glomeromycetes; Glomerales; Glomeraceae. The record is from the annotation of a GenBank genome assembly.
AUGAAUACUUAUGCAUUUGUUGCCGCUUUUUUAUCUAAUAUUAUGGAAAUACCAAUCAUUACUUAUGAUGAAUAUUUAUCACAAAAAAGUAGUAAUCCUGACCAAUUGUAUAAAUCCUUUGAUUACAAUUCACUUCAGGAAGCGUGUAUGGUCAAAGGUUUUGAAACUUCUGAUGGGGUUGUGGAACUUGUCUUUGGAAAUUCUGCGGAAAAUAUCGAAAAUAUUUUCAUAAAAAAAUUUUCUGGGGGCUCUUUAAUAAUUAAAAAUCUAAACGAGAAUAUCACGGUAAAUUUUUUGAAAAAUAAAAUUUAUGAAAUUGAAGGAAUUCCACCGAAUGAGCAAUGUUUACUUUAUAACCUUAAGACACUUGAAGGACAUCGAACAUUGAGCUAUUAUAAAAUCAAAAAUGAUACUACAAUUUAUUUAAAUACAUAUUUACGUGGAGGUUCGAAUGCAAUACAUGUUCUCGAUCCCGAAUUCUUGGAUCCACGUUACAAUUACGACUUUACUGGUAAGAUUUGUUCUAGGGAGACUUAUAUGCGUGGAAAUUUCAAGUAUAAUCGACCAAAUGGAUGGGGACGAAUCGCAUUAAAAGUUCUUGAUCAAUUUUCUGAUAAUGAUUGGCUUGGUGUACAAAAUAGAAGGACUCCCUUUGAAUCUGUGGAAGGUGAAUGGAUUGUUAGCUACCAUGGUACUGCCAAAUUUAAUGCGAACUCAAUCGCAAAGGAUGGAUUUUUAUUGAGCAAAGGAAAAAGAUUCGUUUUUGGUCAUGGAAUUUAUUCUACUCCGAAUAUUGAAAUAGCCGCUAAAUAUUAUGCUAAAGAUUUUGUUUACGAUAGAGAAAAAUAUAAAGUCGUGUUUCAAAAUCGUGUUAAACCCGAUGCCUAUAAGACAGUAUCAACAGAUUUAUAUGGAGAUUAUUUUGUUAUUGGUAAUGAUAGGGAUAUUAGACCUUAUGGUCUUUGCUUUCAAAAAGUGAAAAUGUUAACUGUCAAUAAUUUUUAUAAUAUUUUACGUAAAUAA